Molecule: messenger RNA, 1467 nt
Organism: Penicillium arizonense
Lineage: Eukaryota; Fungi; Ascomycota; Eurotiomycetes; Eurotiales; Aspergillaceae
Exons: 3
Coding region: 1-1467 (488 amino acids)
Biological process (GO): transmembrane transport
Cellular component (GO): membrane
Molecular function (GO): transmembrane transporter activity
Source: RefSeq, a predicted model, not a curated record
AUGACUUCAGACCUUGCUACCAGAGGGAAAGAGCCGAAAGACACCCACAUUGAGGAUGUCGACCCGCUCAAGCUAGACGAUGAAAAGGGCCAGGGAGAUUACUCCGGUGCUACAGCCAAGAGUGAUCCACGGGAGAUCAAACUAGUUCGCAAGCUGGACAUGAGAAUCAUGCCUAUUAUGUGGGCCAUGUACUUCUUGAACUACAUUGAUCGCAAUGCUAUUGCCAAUGCAUGUCUGAAUAACCUCGAGGAGGACCUCGGCUUAGUUGGAACACAGUACAACACUUGCAUCUCGAUCCUGUUCGUUGGCUACCUACUAAUGCAAAUCCCAUCCAAUAUGCUCAUGUCCUCAAAGAAAGUCCGACCAUCCCUCUACAUGAGCAUUUGCAUGGCCAGCUGGGCCAUAGUAUCCGCCUGCACAGCUUUAACAAAAAACUACACCAGUCUGGUCCUCGUCCGAUUCUUCCUCGGCAUAACCGAAGCGCCCUUUUACCCUGGCGCGCUAUUCCUCCUGUCCCUCUUCUACACACGGAAAGAAAUAGCCCUGCGCAUCUCAAUCCUUUACUCAGGAAACAUAAUCGCCACAGCUGUCGCCGGCCUGAUCGCGGCCGCGACAUUCGCAACUCUAGACAAGAACCUCGGGUUAAAAGGAUGGCAAUGGCUAUUCAUCAUUGAAGGCGCAGUUACAUUCGGGAUCGCUGGUUUGGGCAUCUUCAUGCUCCCAGAUCAUCCAUUGACUACCCGCUGGCUUACCCCGGAAGAACGCCAACUCGCCCACGACCGCAUUCAGAAAGAUACAGUCAACAGCGAAGAAUCCAAGGGCGCACUAGCAGGCUUGAAACAGGCAAUGUGUGACCCGCGCGUAUUCCUCUUGGCCUUCAUGCAGAAUAUGCAUCUGAGCGCGUGCUCGUUCAACAAUUUCUUCCCGACUGUUAUUGGCAGUCUCGGGUUCAACAGUACUAUAACCCUAGUUCUGACUUGUCCUCCAUAUAUCGUGUCCGGUAUCAGCUGUGUGAUCAUCGGUAUUACAUCUGGACGGUAUAAUGAGCGGACGUGGCAUAUCACCAUCUCGAUGGGUGUUGCUGUUGUGGGCUUCCUUAUAUCCUGUGUGACUUUGAAUACGGGUGCUAGAUAUGUGUCUUGCUUUCUCUUUGCUAGUGGUGCGUAUGCUGUUAACUCGGUGAUUCUGGGUUGGGUUUCUGCGACAUUGGGUCAGACGCCUGAGAAGAAGGCUGCUUCGCUUGGGUUUAUCAAUGUUGUGGCUAAUGCGUCUUAUAUUUAUACCGCUUAUCUCUAUCCGAAAAGUGAUGGCCCUCGUUACUUGACUGGCAUGGCAUCUAAUGCUGCUUUUGGGUUUGCCACUGUUGCGAGUGCUUGGGUGUUGAGGUGGUGGUUGAAGAGUACAAACCGAAAGAUUAACCGAGGGGAUCUUUCCGGUGCAGGCAGCGAUGUUCUUUACGCAUAUUGA